UGCGUGACUCGGGUGCGCGUCCCUGACACAGCUCCUCCCGCUCCGUCCGCAUGCACCGGGCCGUGCGCCAGCGGCCCAGCCUCAAUCUCUGCCCUGUCCCCAGGCUGCCCCUGCACCUGGCCUCGCUCUUCGUCAGCCUGGUCUUCCUGCUGGUGAACCUGACCUGUGCGGUGCUGGUGAAGACGGGGACGUGGGAGCGGAAGGUCAUCGUGUCCGUGCGGGUGGCCAUCAACGACACCCUGUUCGUGCUGUGCGCCGUCUCGCUGUCCAUCUGCCUGUACAAGAUCUCCAAGAUGUCCCUGGCCAACAUCUACCUGGAGUCUAAGGUGGGGCUCUCGUGCCGUCCAGCUGACCUGAAGAACCAGCUGGGCGACGCCGGCUACGUGGUCUUCGGGGUGGUCCUCUUCGUGUGGGAACUGCUGCCGACCACCUUGGUGGUCGUCUUCUUCCGGGUCCGGAGUCCGGCCAGGGACCUGGCCGGCCCCGCAAUGGUCCCCAACCACGGAUUCAGCCCCAGAUCUUACUUCUUUGACAACCCUCGGCGAUAUGACAGCGACGACGACCUGGCGUGGAACGUUGCCCCCCCGGGGCUUCAAGGAAGUUUUGCUCCAGACUACUAUGACUGGGGACAACAGAGCAACAGCUUCCUGGCACAGAUCGCAGCUUUCCAGCCAGACUCCGUUCCGAACCCUGACAAGCCAUGCCAGAGUAGCUUCAGCUGACAGCUCGCGGGAGACUCCUCACCGACAGCUUCAGCUGGACGGCUGAAUUCUGAGCACAUCUUUCCUUCAGAUGCAGGACUCCCACUUUUCCUUGUUGCAGCUUUCUAAUGACUCCGUAGGACUCGGCAGAUUUAUGAAACCUCACUAGCGCACUAAAAGCGAGCCUGUCUGCCUGGCGGCAGGUGUAAUAUAAAUGUACAUCCGUACUUUUAUAAAGGUGUAUUUUAUGUAGCUCAAAUAAUAAUGCUAACCUGGGGGGGGUGUGGUCUUGAGAAUGUUAUUUCAAUAGAUGUCUUAGUUUGCACACA
This is a messenger RNA of Condylura cristata (star-nosed mole), 1030 nucleotides long. It is a transcript of the gene GPR137B, whose product is annotated as G protein-coupled receptor 137B. Bases 51 to 722 code for a protein of 223 amino acids. Gene Ontology annotation, cellular component: lysosomal membrane. The transcript is spliced from 4 exons. Gene Ontology annotation, biological process: negative regulation of bone resorption; positive regulation of TORC1 signaling; regulation of autophagy. The record is from RefSeq and is a predicted model, not a curated record. Lineage: Eukaryota; Metazoa; Chordata; Mammalia; Eulipotyphla; Talpidae.